AUGAGCAACUUCAUAGGUUCUAUCACAGAGAGCAAAUUGGGCCAAGCGGCCCUUUAUACUGCAUUGUUGACUGGAGUCUACAAGUUGACCACUUUCACCUUGUCCUUUGGGAGUCUUCUUUUGGACCUCUUUGUCUUACCACCCACUGACUUCGUGAAGUAUGGCGCGAAGAAAGGCAAUUGGGCCGUGGUUACUGGUGCUUCUGAUGGGAUUGGGAAGGAGUACGCGUUUCAAUUGGCCAGCAAGGGCUUGAAUGUUGUUUUGGUUUCAAGAACCUUGUCUAAACUCGAGGCUAUUGCCACUGAAAUCCAAGAGAAAUUCGGGGUCAAGACCGAAGUCAUUGCCUUCGAUGCAUCUGAGGACAACGAAGCCAACUACAAGGCGAUCCAAGACACCAUUGCCGAUUUACCUGUCACAGUGCUUGUCAACAACGUUGGCCAAUCCCAUAGCAUUCCUGUGCCGUUUUUGGAAACCGAGCAAAAAGAACUCACGGAUAUCAUUACCAUCAACAACCUUGUCACAUUGAAGAUCACGCAGACUGUUGCGCCAGUGAUCGUCAAGACCGUGGCUGGACAAAAGAAAAAGGUGAGAGGGUUGAUUCUUUCAAUGGGCUCUUUCGGAGGCUUGAUCCCCACUCCCUAUUUGGCAACUUACUCGGGGUCCAAGGCUUUCUUGCAACAAUGGUCGUCUGCUUUGGCCGGGGAGUUGAAGCCUCAAGGCGUGGACGUGCAAUUGGUGGUUUCGUACCUUGUCACCUCGGCGAUGUCGAAGAUCAGAAGAACCACCGCCACGAUCCCUAACCCCAAGCAGUUUGUGAAAGCCACUUUGAACAUGGCGGGUAAGAGAGGCGGUGCCCAAGAACGCUUCGCUACAUCGACUCCGUACUGGUCCCAUGCAUUGAUGCACUUUUUCAUUGAGAACUCGGUUGGUGUGUACUCCAGCAUCGGCAACAAGCUCAAUUUGGACAUGCACAAGAGCAUCAGGGCCAGAGCCUUGAAGAAGGCCGCCAGAAAAAAGGCUGAGUAG
This is a messenger RNA of Metschnikowia bicuspidata var. bicuspidata NRRL YB-4993, 1026 nucleotides long. RefSeq names its product ketoreductase. The record is from RefSeq and is a predicted model, not a curated record. Gene Ontology annotation, biological process: fatty acid elongation. Gene Ontology annotation, molecular function: ketoreductase activity. Gene Ontology annotation, cellular component: endoplasmic reticulum. Bases 1 to 1026 code for a protein of 341 amino acids. The transcript has a single exon. Lineage: Eukaryota; Fungi; Ascomycota; Pichiomycetes; Serinales; Metschnikowiaceae.